CUAGCUUCAGUUUAUUACUGUGCGUUAAACAAGUUUGAAAAUUUUAAAAACAAAAGUGAUGUUUAGAGUUUACCUUUAGUUCUAAUUUAUUAUAAUGGCACCUACAAAUACAGCAAGGAAGACAUAUGCGAAUAGAAGUUUACUGAACAAUUGCACCCAGUCAAAGAGGGUUUUAAAUGAUUUGUUUGCCAAAAAUAUUAAAAAGAGGUUAUCUAAAAAAAUUAAGGAUUUACCUGCAAGGACCGAAACCGCCCUUCAAAAUGAUUCACUAAAUAUUACCACAAACGAUACGUUUGAUAAAUUAAAAUUUGGUGAACUGCUAAAUCCUGUUAAAAUUGUAAAUUCUUAUAGAAAAUAUGACUCCUCGGAGAGUGACAUGUCGAAGUCAGCAUUUAUUAAAAGCAUAUCAUUAACAGUUCCCACAACUGGAAUAACUAGUAGAUCAAGAAGAAAGUAUAUUAAUAAAAACCAAAAAAAUGAGAGUGUUUCUUAUAUACGGCCAAGACUAGAAGAAACUACUCGAGAAGAAGAAAGAAUAGAUGUUAGUUUAGAAAUUGAAAACAUGGAGACCUCUAUGCAAUUAAUGCAUUCUUAUAAGACUGAUAGUUCUUUAAGUAAAAUAUUUACUAAUAAUUAUAUGGAAAAACAAACAUUAUUUUCUAGUACUCCAGUAUGUAAUCGAACAAUGAGGAGAUCACAUAAUUAUGCACCAUUUCCAAACAAAAAUACUAUAUUAGAAAAAUCAUAUGAAGAAAUUGAGCAAUGGGAAAAUAAAAAACCUGAUGUAAGUUCAUUUACUGUUCCUAGUAGACAAACAAAUAUUCUUCCCUUAAAACCAAGUAAAUUGGAAACAGAGGAUUUUGAUCAUGCUAUUAAGGAUUAUUUAAAUACACAAACACCAAAUAAAUUCUUAAAAAUAAAUGCACCUACCAAAAAAGCAAAACGUAACGUAAUAAAUAACAAUAAAAAAGACAAGAUAAGUAUAAGUGAGAGCUCAAAGAUUCACAAAACAUACAAAAACAAAGAAAAACUAAAGCCUGUAACUGUCAACUUGGAACGAUUAAUUUUAUCAUCAAAAGACAGUUUUAAUAAACUUUCUGUUAGCCUGGAUUUGUGGAACAAAUUUGAGAAACACAGUAAAUCAUAUUUAACUGACCAAAGUAGUAUAAUUAUUUUUGAAAACCAAUCAAAAUCCAGAUAUCCUUUAAGAAAUAACACAAAUAAGGAGAAAAGAAGUUUGUUUAUUGUACAAAACAAAUCUGAAAGCAGAUGUUCUCCAAGAAAUGUUAUAAAUAAAAAGGAAACCAAACAAAUAUAUUUAAACAAAAAUAAACGAGGAAGACCUAGAAAAAGUAUCAACAACUCUAAUGAAAAAGUAAUUCCUAAGAAUAUGGUUGUAAAUUUGGAACAACUGCCCUUAAGUAAUAGAAAACUCAUUGAUCACUUAAAAAAAGAUAUCAAACAACCAAUUGUAAACCUAACACUAAAUGAUUUUAACGAAAUCAUUUGUGACAAGAAAAAUACCCUAAAGUGCAAACAACCUAUAAUAAACCUGACACUAAACAAUUUUGACCAUUUAUUUGCAAAUAAUGACAAAUGUAUCCCAAUUUAUGAUUUAACAAACUCCUCAGAUAGUCAAGAUUCCAUCCAUGAAUUAAAUGGUAAAAAUGGAAACCAAAGUUUAUUAAUACAAAACGAAUUUAUUUAUUUUAACCAAAGCUCAUCCUCAUUAUCUUCAGAUACAAAUUGCCAAUCAUUGAAAUGUAUAUACAGUAAAAGUAUUUCUUUAAAAGAAGGAAAUGAUUUCCCUUUAGGCAAAACCAGGGCCAGAAGAAAUAGAAAAUAUAAUGAUUCACUGAAUGAAUCAAUAUCAAACAGGACAAGAAGUCGUACUAAAAAUUCACAAUUAAGUCUGGAUUAUAGUUAUAAGAAUAAAAAAUUACCUAAAAGCCAAAAUUCUGCUUCCCUCAAUAGCCCAAAUGAAGAAAGCAACAUUGAGUAUGUUUCUCGCAGGACAAGAGGUCAAAUUCAAAAUUCUACUUCACAAUCAAGUCUAGAUAAAAGUACUAAAAAAACAGAUAAUAUUGGGGAAAAAUUAAAUAGAAAUCAAAAUUCUACUUCACUCACUGAAGAUAAUGAUGAAAGCAACAUUUCCUUUGAAUCCAUUUUUGAGAUAAUAGGCAUAGAUGCCUCCCAACGGUCCUUUUAUUUUCGGUCACAAUCAAGCAAUGCUGAUAAUACCAAAGAAACAAAAUCUGCUGAAAAUAAUAGUCAAAACAAAGAAAAAACGCCCAGAAAAACCAGAAACCAACUUUCUAUAUCUUUGGCUUCAGAAACUAAUAAUGCUGAUUUCAGUCCUAAUGAAAGAAGCAAUGUUUUAUUUGAAUCUUUGAUUUCUUCUCGAAAAAACAGUAGACAAUCAAUAGACGAAAAUCAGAGAAAAGCUAUUUUUGAUAUUAUUGGAUGUGACAUGUCCCAAACAUCUGUAAUAAACAUUUCUACUGGAUCGUUGACCGAUUCUCAAAGAAAUCAAAAUAAUUCUAGUGACCUAAAUACCUUCUUUGACAAUGUUGUUGAUUCAUCGAGUGAUUCCCCAGUAACAACCAGAAAUCAAGAUAAAUUUAAGGAUUUGAAUAUUAGUAGGACUAAAAACAUUUUUAAUACAAAAAAAAACAUUUCUUUCGAGUCCCCAAUUAAAUCUGGGAAAACUGCUUUUGACCAAAGUAACACUGAUGAAAGAGAUUCUGUAACAAAAAGAAGGCAAAAUAAAUCUAAAGAUUUGCAUUUUAGUAAUGGCAACAACAUUUUAAAUAGAAAAAAAAAUACUUCUCCCAAGUCCCUAAAUAAUUCACCAUUAAAUCUUAAAAAUAAGAAAAAAGAAAUUUUCCUUACAGAAAAUAAAAAAGACACAUCUAAAGACUGGAAACCCAUUAACUGUGAUACAAUUUCUGACAUAUCUAACAACUGUGAUAUUAUUUCUGAUUCUGAACCAAUUUUAAGCAUACUUGACAAAAAUAAAUCAAAUAAAACUAAGAAUCUUAGAAAGAAGAAAAAAGCGAAAUCGAAAAAUUCCGAUGAAGCAAUCCUUAAAUCUAUUCCAGUCAGUAAGGUAAAUCAAAUGCAAAAUAAGCGAAAUUUAAAAGAAAGUCGGGCCAAACCAAGUACAAAACAGAGCAUGGGAGAUAUUGAAAAUGUAUCACCCAAGAGACCUAGUAGAUUGUCAAAGAUAUCUAAAAAUUCGGAAAAUUCAGAAAAACGCGUUACUAUGUUCGAAAGCCACUCAAAAGAAAAUGAAAGUAGUGAUUCAGAAAGUUUUGUGAUUCCUCUUUCGACCCUAAUUCAAAGAAAAGACCAAACAAAAAUUUUUACAUUGAAUAAAAGUAAUGACAGCAAAUCAAAUAGUUUUUUGACGCCUCUUCCUACCACAAUGCAUCGUAAAACUCUUAGGCCAGGAAAGGAAUGGAGAAGAUCUCUUGCAAUACUAAAAAGAAGUAGCAUGAUUAUUCCAGAAAAUGCUGAAAUUAUUACUACAGAAUCUACGUUAAUAAACGAUAAAGAUCACAUUUCAAAAUUAUCCCAGGCUUCGCCGAACAGAAGGAGUUCCAUUAGAGUGGUUGCAGUUUCCACAAAUGUUUCCGGUAGAAAUUCGAUUUUAGAAAAAUAUGCCCAUGCAAGUUAUGUGUCAGUACAAGAUUUCGUCGACAGCCAUUUGGAAAACAGCGUUCGAAAAUUAUCGAUAAAUCAGCAACAACAGCGCAAACCGCUACUAACAAAGUCUAUUGCCGCCGUCGUCACCGCCAAAGAGGUCGUUUUACGAAGAUGCGGACAAACAGAGCCUCUGCCAUUCGAAAAAUGCUAUCCGGAAAGUCUUUUGAAGAACUGUCAGAAAAUAGGGGAAGGAGUCUAUGGCGAAGUGUUUCUAUUCAAAAAUCCAAAUGGAGGCACGUCGGUAAUGAAAGUUAUCCCAAUAGAAGGCGACCAGAUAAUUAACGGAGAACGUCAAAAAAAGUUCGAGGAAAUAAUAUCUGAAAUAAUAAUUGCAAUGGAGCUGAGUAAUCUGCGCAAUAACAAGAAAAACUCAACCAGCGGUUUUUCCGAGGUGCAAAAAAUUCGGUGCGUCCAAGGGCGCUACCCCGAAAAAUUACUAGACCUGUGGGAUCUUUACGAAGAGACUAGGGGUUCCGAAAAUGAUUCGCCUAUAAUUUUUAACAAAGAUCAAUUGUACAUUGUGCUCGAACUGGCUAAUGGCGGGAAAGAUCUGGAGGCCUACGUCUUCAACAAUGCACUACAGGCAUUUUCAAUGUUUAAACAGGUUGCUAUAAGCUUAGCAAUAGCAGAAAGUGAGCUCAAUUUUGAGCACAGGGACCUUCAUUGGGGUAAUGUUUUGCUGACGACUGUUGACAAAAGGCAGAAACAAAAUUUUUGUCUGGACGGAAAAGUGUUGGAAGUGGAGACUCACGGUGUUGAGGUGGCCAUUAUUGAUUUCACUCUAUCUAGAAUUGAGUUUGAUGGAGUCGUCAUUUUUAAUGAUCUAAGCCAAGACCCUGAUCUUUUUACUGCCACUGGCGAUUAUCAGUUCGAAAUUUAUCGUCAAAUGCAGAAGAAGAAUGGAGAUAAUUGGUACCAUUUUGAGCCAUUUACUAAUUUGUUGUGGCUUCAUUACACACUGGAUAAGUCCAUAACUGCCCUACGUUAUAAAUCUAAACAAACCAAAGUGCACAAUGAAUACAUUAAAAAAAUGUGUUUGCUGAAGGACGAAAUUUUAAACUAUCAUAGCGUAAAAGAUUUUGUUUUAGAUAAUUUUUAAUGUGUAUAAAUGUUUAUUUUAAAAAUUAAAUGUUAAUAAAUUUCUAUAUUUUGUAUUUUUAUAAAACCUAUUAAAAGGAAUAAAAUAAGUUUUUUAUGAAAUA
Messenger RNA from Brassicogethes aeneus, 4910 nucleotides. NCBI's taxonomy places the organism in Eukaryota, Metazoa, Arthropoda, Insecta, Coleoptera, Nitidulidae. The record is from the annotation of a GenBank genome assembly.